This is a messenger RNA of Cuscuta campestris, 2215 nucleotides long. NCBI's taxonomy places the organism in Eukaryota, Viridiplantae, Streptophyta, Magnoliopsida, Solanales, Convolvulaceae. The record is from the annotation of a GenBank genome assembly.
UUGAAACCUGAAAUGAAAGUGUUUCGAGAAGAUUGAAAUGGACUCAAGAUUUGGGGUAAGGAGCCUAAUAGGAGUAAAACAAUGAUAAAAGCCCAAAAUAGGAGUGAGAAGAUUAAAUCCCACCAAUAGGAGUCGCCGUUAGCCAUCAUAACCUGUCUCCGUUACCAGUAGCUGUCAAAGCCAAUCGAAUUACCCGUUAGCCAUCAUUAGUUCUUCUUCGAUCAGAGCGCCAAUUCACAAUCGAAAAAACAGAUAAAUUCACAAUUCCUCUGCUUCACAAUUCAAUUGCUUCCCAAAUUUUCUACUUCGCAUUGCAUCUUAAUCGGAGAAGAUGACGGACGAAGAGGACACUCGAUCGGAUGAAAUUGCUGAUGAAGAUAAGCGACCUGCGACAAAGCAAAUGGCGAAGCGAUCGAAGGUAUCACGUAAAUUUGUGAAGAAAGGUGAUACAGCACAGCCUAAAGAUGGAGGAAUUAACACUUAUUGUAAUGUGCUUGAGACCGUACGUAGAAUUAAAGGCGUGUUGAGAAAGGAGGAGCUUGAAGUCUUUAGAGGCACGGUUUUUGGAAAACUGUUGGAUGUUCCUGAAGUUAGAUGGAUUAGUAAUGGGCUCUUAGUUGGUCUGUUAGAAAGAUACAAGUUACCAAAGCAAGGAAUAACUGGAUGUAAAGAAAUGAAGUUCAAAAUAAAGGGGAGAAAAGUCUUGUUCACAAAGCCAGAGUUUGAACUUAUUGCAGGACUGGGAGGCAGAGGGAAUAGGAUAACUUUGAAUGAUGAAAGGUUGGGUGACUUCGGGUUAAGGUAUUUCAAUACGGGAAAAUCUGUUCAGCGAUGUCAUAUUACGGAUGCACUGCUGCAACACAACAAAGAUGACCCCGGAGUAGAAACUGAUGAUGUUGUAAAGCUAGCAUUGCUGCAUCUGUUGGGCAAUGUUAUGUUUGGGCACGAGUCAUGUGUUAGUUUUCCUAUUGGAUACAUUAACCUAGUAGAUGAUUUGGAUGCAUUCGAUAAAUUCUCAUGGGGUGAAGUUAUAUGGGAAGAGUUGUUAACACAUGCUGGGAGAUGUGCACAAUCCCUUAAAGCUCGUGGAAGGGGAAGAGUGACGUUUGGAGGGUUUGUCUUUUCCUUACAGGUAUGGGCAUUUGAGAAAUUUCCUUCCUUGAGAGAGUCGGGGCAUUGUCAAAUUGUAAAAGGAAGAGAAGAUUGGAUUCCACGUUGCCUAAGGUGGGAGAUUUAUGUAAAGAUUUCAGCACAGUUUCUUCAUGAAGCCAUAUUUGAAAAUCCAGAGUUUGAAGUGUCAAAGAUUGUUCCAAGUGAGAGGGAGUUAAAUGAUCCUUCAUUGGCAUUAUUUGCUAGUGAAUACAUAAGAAGGGGGAUAGAUGACACUGUGCAACAUAUUGAGAGCUUAGAAAAGGCUGCAACUGUAGCAAGAAAUCUGAGUGUUGGUAGUGCUAAGAAAAGGAAACUUUCAACAACUCGAAAUGCCCAAAACAAGCCAAAAGAGAAGAGAAAGAGAAUUAUUCACAGCAUGAAAGGGGAAUUUCUUCCAAAAAGAAAAUCAAAGAGGAAGAAGGAGAGUCAGAGUCAGAUUAUAACAAUUCUCAAUGACAUGAAAAAAAUGCAGGAAAGCCAAGGGAAAGUGCUGAAGAUGAUCCUUGAGCAAUUAGAAAGACAAAAGGGAGAUGAUACAGAGGAGAGGGGUUUUAAAAAGAUAGAUGAUGAGAUUGUCAAUGAGAAUGUUGAGAGUGAAGACAUGGAAAAUGAAAACAUGGGGAAGGAUACUAUUUUGGAAGAAGAUGACACUGACCAUGGAUAUGUGGGAAAGGAUGGUUGUAACACCCCAACCCGCAUGACCCAAACCCGUGAGACAGCGGACCGGUGUGCCACUGAAUUGGUAUCCGAAUUUGCGACAUUUUCAAAACAAUUUUAAACAAACGUUCUAUCAAUACAUAUAAAAAUUCAUCGGAGUAAUUUAAAAUAAUGCGGAAGCCUUUUUAAAGUCAAACAACUUGGGAUCUUGCCCGAAAACGUAAUAAGCAUUAAAGUUAAUUAAAUAAAGCAUAAUCAACAGAUUAAAGAGACAGCCACGCCAUCGUACAUCUCCUCCUCAAUGCCCUCUGGGAUCGGCUCUAGGUUCAUCUGUCUGAUCACCUACGGACAGCAAAAAGGAAACAACGCUAUCCGCUCAGCAUUGACGCUGAGUGGUACUCCAUUG